GGGGAGUCAAUCACGCUUGCAAGGAGAUGGUUUCUGUACGGAUGCGCAGGUCUGCCGCUCCUUUGGAUCGUCAGCUGCUUCUUCUUCAGAGAUAAACUGCGAGAUAUUCCGACAGAGGCGAGAAAAUGGGUGUUGCUGUCGUUCGCGGCCGCUGGAGUGUCGACAACGUUGUGCGUAGCAUGGGUUGUUAUUUCCCUGUCGUCGUGGAAAUCGUGGGGAACGGCGUUUAUGGUUUCUGUACCUGACUCAGACCUGACGGGCUGGUAAUGUCGUCGUUGUCAUAGCGGUAUACUUCCGGGUACUGGAAUUGUGCGAGCAAGCGCGCACGUGUGUGAACGAUUUUUACGUCGUUUCAACUGUUUUUUACGGCAUCCGCUGUUGCGAUGACUCCGACACGUGAUACAGAGUAAAUAAGUACCAACGGCUGAUGUGUGUAAUGCGCGCCCUGGAGCGUGUCUCCAACAUCUUCGAUACUGAUAGAAACCACAGCGCAGAAGAUGUCAACCUAUCAAACAUGGGGGAUUAGGUAUUAGAUCAGUAGUGGGGGAUUAGGUAGAAGAGAAGGUAGCAGAAGGUUCGUUUCUUCAAUGAUAUAGCGAAGGUAGAAGACGAGUUGGAUUGCAGCAGUGUGCAAGAAGAGUCGGAUACGAUGCGGUUGCUCGUUGAACAUGAUCCGUUUGCCUUCCAGCUUACGUGUCUCUUGGCUGGGGGGUAGGUUAGGUAGGUAACAAAGCGACUGCCCUUUGUCAUUUUGUGCCUGGUUGAGUGGUCCCUGUUUUUUCCAGAUUGCAACGAUGAACUUCCUCGUUUCCACGUGUGCACUCUGCCACACUGCAUGCACAUGCAGCAGUGGAGCCCCGAUUGACACUGCGAGAGGUCCAUCGCUUCACUUGCGAUAGAAUCCAACCCCACGCCGGACAGUGGGAUUAGUCGUGGUUAUCGUAUACAAAACUGUGCGUGUGCGAUAACUCCGACCCUUUUUGCGAAAACCCAAAUAAAUCAUGUCAAUCUUGCUUCUUAGCACCCCCCUGUGCGAUCGCUCGCACGACUGAUGAUGCGGUACUCUCUCCACACCCUCUUCAGCCCAACGCUACUGUACUGCGACGAAGG
This is a messenger RNA of Ectocarpus siliculosus, 1110 nucleotides long. The record is from the annotation of a GenBank genome assembly. Lineage: Eukaryota; Phaeophyceae; Ectocarpales; Ectocarpaceae.